UUCCCCACUCUUAAACCCUGGAAACUCGUCGGUGAAAGCAGCGGCGUGUUUGCUUGCUGUGACGCCGGAAGUUGAUUUUGAAACCGCCUACGCUCAUGUUUGGUGAUUUCUUUUUGAGCGAGGCCUAUAAAAAAUUUAAAUUUAAAUUGAUCAUCUGCUGGGUCUGUCGGUAUUAUUUUUUUGCUCACUUCAAUUUCCUUAGAGCGUCUGUAUAUGUGGACGCCGCUUUAAGGAGAGCGUAGGAGAACACUCGGUGUUGGAUGUUUGCAAUGGGUACCUUGUGCUUGUUGGCGUACAAGAAUCCGUUGAGCAAGUUGCAUUUUCGGCGAACUGGGAUUGUGUUUUUGUUGUUGUUUACACAGAACCCAUACAUGAUUGCUGUUUUUUAGUGCAGCAUUAUGUUGAAUUGUCCCUUUGCUGCUUACGUGUUUUUCUUCGUACACAUCUCUCUUUCUGGAACCUGUAAAUGGCGGACGUUGGGACCUGAAAUAGGUCAUUGAGCACUUCGGGUGCAUUAUCUUAAAAUUCCUAUAAUCCAAGCGGCGUGAGAACCUGUGCAUAGAAGUAAUGAGGUGUUAUGGUUCGACAUUGGGUCUCGAAUUGUGUAAUUUUGCAGGUUUUUUGUUCGUGUGAAGUCGCAUUUCAGGGGCCCGCGAGGGCGAGAUGUUAGCCAAGGCAGCAAUGACGAGUGGCUACGGGUCGCAAUUAGACCCCUUGACUCUCGAUUCAGAUGAGCAUUCGAGCGAGUGUGACACGGAUAGCUUGACCAGGAAGGCACCGACCGUGGUGUCUGAUUUUGCAACCUCCGCAGAUACGAGCGCUUCCACGUUCAAGCGACCUAGGGUAGAGCCAGCUGAGUUUUCUGUGCGGGCUCACGGCUUCAAACGUCCGAGACAGAAGCCAUGCGUAACUGCAAGCGGGACCGAGACCCCCAGUUUCAUUCCCUUGUCGACAUUUCCGGAGGUUGAGGAUGCUAAUGGGGUUGGGGAUUGUUUCAUCGUUCCAUCUCCUCCGAAUCCACAAAUACACUCCCUCACGCCUCAACAGCGUCUGGUUAUCGACCUUGUACAGAAGGGCAAGAAUGUAUUUUAUUCUGGAUCCGGAGGGACGGGGAAAUCCUUAGUGCUUCACCACAUCGUCGGCAUUCUCAAGGACAGGUUCCGGGACGAACACAAUGACAGGCUGGCUCAGGGAUCGUCUUGCGGGUGUUGUGCCUGCAAAGUGGCCAUUACGGCGCCUACUGGCAUUGCAGCAAUUCCUAUCGGAGGGACCACUGUACAUAGAGCAACUGGAAUUGGCAUUCCACGACGUCGUCAGGAUUUCAACAGGAUGUGGAACGCUCCCGUGAAACGUAGAUGGCGCAAUAUGAGCGUUUGGAUCAUCGACGAGAUCUCGAUGGUGAGUGCCGAGUUGCUAGAGUCUCUGGAGCAGAUGAUAAGAAGGAUUCGGACACCAGCGGAUCUUCUGCCGGGUGUUCCCUUCGGUGGACUUCAGGUCAUAUUUUCCGGCGAUUUCUUUCAGCUGCAACCAGUGUUAGAAAAGAUAACGCACACUAGCGAUGAUCAGUUCCUUAACAGAGGACUGGCGUUUGAGGCACCUGCGUGGACGAGAGCUAAGCUCACUCCAGUCAUCUUGCAGCAUGUUUUCCGUCAGAGCGAUGGCGAUUUCGUUGACCUACUGAAUGGGAUUAGAACGGGGGAGAACCCAGCAGCUUUGGAGGAGAUUGCCAAGCGGUGCUCAAGGCCAUUGCCUAUGGAAGCUGGGAUUCUACCUACGGUUCUGUAUUCAAAGAAUGCAGAUGUCGACAAGUACAAUCACGAUAGAUUGAGAGAAUUGCCCGAACAAGAAGUGGUUUUAGUUGCCGAGGAACACAUUUAUACCAAUGAAGGACUCAAAAAAGAAGAAGCUCGAAACCUUGCUCUUCAACAAGCGCAGUUCAAUCAGUUGAGGGACGCUGAAUUUUGGAAGCUCUGCACUGCGCUCAAGGAGUUGAGCUUGAAAGUCGGAGCACAGGUCAUGUUGGUCCGGAACUUGACACUUACGGGCAAGGAGAGCGAUCUCGUGAACGGCUCUCGUGGCGUUGUGGUGGGGUGGGCGUUCCGGGACGUCAUCUUGGAAGAAUGUCGAGCUGUGCUGAGAAGCAAACAGUAUCCGGAAACGCCAAAAGAGGUUGAAGCACAAUUAAUGUAUGAUAAACUCAAGGCUACCUGCUUUAAUCUUAUCCCUAUCGUCAGGUUCAGAAAUGGUCGUGAGAUCUACUGCGUGCCGGAGAGAUUCUCUUACGAGAUCUUGAAUACUGGAGAGUGCGUAAGAUGGCAGGUGCCUUUAAAGCUGGCCUGGGCUAUCACUAUCCACAAAUGCCAAGGAAUGUCGCUGGACUAUGUCCAAGUCACCCUGAAGGACAUCUUCGCCGAAGGCCAAGUAUAUGUGGCGUUGAGUAGAGCGCGGUCUAUGGAGGGCUUGCAAGUCAUCGGGAACCCCUCCCGCGGAGAUGUCCGGGUGAGUCCGAAGGUAAUGGAGUUUUACAGAGCCCUGACAGCUAACGAGGCGUCCUCCGUUUGUCCAUUGGACUUCCCCGAUGUGCCUAUCGUAGUCCCUCCGGAAGAGAUACUAGACAGAGUAAAAGCCUCGCACAUGGUGCGCACCGAUGCUUCUUUCGAGAAAUUCAUUCCCAAGAGUGACCCUCCAAUUUCUGUGACCUGUUAUCACUGUAAAAAGCAAGGCCAUGCCGCGUUUGAGUGCAGGAUGAGGCCUAUUUUAUGAGAAACGUACAAAUUGAGCUCA
Physcomitrium patens is the source of this 2784-nucleotide messenger RNA. The record is from RefSeq and is a predicted model, not a curated record. NCBI's taxonomy places the organism in Eukaryota, Viridiplantae, Streptophyta, Bryopsida, Funariales, Funariaceae.